AUGCGAUGCCAUGUGGCGGGCAAACCCUGUGCUGCCUUGGUCGCGCUGUCCCUCCUGCCCUGCACGCUUUCUCAGUCUCUGCCGGCGGAUGUCUGUUGGAAUGAUGGUUUUUCUGCGGAGCUAUGCUGCGAUCUGAGAUAUGGACCCAAUGGGAACCCGGCUUGUUGGGCCGGAGAGCUGACCUUUGAGGGCUGCUGCGGAGACUCGAGUCAGUCCUCCGAUCCUCAGGAGGCUGAGCUCCCGCCGCCGAUCGACCCACCAUUUGAUCCGCAGGAUUUGCACGCUCAGAUCGGCAUUGGCCUCUUCAUCAGCUACGAGCCAGGAAAGGAUUGCUGGACAGGGCUUGGUGGCUACUCUAGCCACGCCAUGUGCUGUGACCUGACGCUCUCCGGAUAUGGCAUGGGCUCAUGCUGGGAUGGCUGGCGUUAUACCUUCGACCGCUGCUGCUUCCUUGGCGAGGCUGCGGCAUUCCAGCCGCCCUCGAAGCCUCACCUGCGGCUGCCCAAGUCCCCAGUGCCACCGAAGCCGGGCAGGGCCGGCUCUCGCCCUGCAGGCAUGGAAUGCUGGCAGAAUGACUUCACGUUUGCCUACUGCUGUUUGCACAGAGGCACAGACUGCUGGGACGAGCAGUUCACUCGAGCAGCCUGCUGCGAAGGGAUCGCGGAUCCUCUGGAGGCCUGGGAGGUCGCCGAUGCAUCGGAUCCCCGAGUGAUCUGUCUCCUAAUCACACGAAAUGUCGCCCUGGACCUGGAACAGACGCCGAAGCAUUGCCCAAAAGACCGUUUCUUCCUCCUGGCAUCGCUGGGUCCUCCAGUGAUCGAUGAAGACUGGACGGGGACGCCUUGGUUCUGGAAGCCGUGGAAUAUUCAGGCGCAGAACCAAGAGUCGAUACGCCGACUGCAGCCGCUUCGUCCCAGUAGGACACAUUUUGUCGGUGGCCUUUGCGUGCCGGCUCCCUGCUCUUUGGAGACCACGGCUGCGUACCUUGCCCCGCGCGUGGUGCCCUGGUGGGGCGCUCCUCGACCAGAGCCGCGGCUUCUCAACGAGACGCACUUCUUGCUGCCACCGCCUCUUGCCAGUCGGCACAAAGUCUACCGCAUGCCGCGGCUCAAUUCCACCUGGUCUGCCUGGGUGGCGCCGCGGCCAGCGGAUGCCGACGUCUUCGCGGAGCAGCCGGGCAGUUGGGAGUUUGCGAUCCUCGAGCACCGUCAGUACUUCGGUGUGAGCAUCUCUGAGAUCCUUACCGUGAGCCUGGGGAUGAUCGCAGCUUCUGCCGGCUUCCUUAUCCCAAGGGAAGCGGCAGAAUAUCCUUCCUUUCUCGCGCCGCAGUUCCAUGUGCUCCGCUUGGGUCUGUCGCGAGGGCCACGGCACCUGGAGGUUGCCAGGUUGUGGCUCACGGCGAUUGUUCUCUUCAUCCACGUCAUCGACCAUGGCCCCUGGCUCCCGGUCACGCAGCACACGGGGGGAGCAUGGCUGCUGCUCCUUCGCAGUGGCCUGAACCGUGUGAACGUUGGCUUCGUGGUGCUCCUGGUCCACCUCAGCAUCAGCCGCCGUUCGUUGAAGCAGGCGACGUCUGUGUCGAGUUGGAUAAAAGGCAUGCUCUACCACAUCUUGAAGCGAUGGCUCAUCAUCUCUCCGGUGGUGUCCUUCUGGAGCUUUGUGUUCAUUCAUGCGCCCUUUCGGGAUGUUCCCAUGAACAACAUCUUGAAGUCCCAGGCGCUCUUUCGCUACUACUCUGAGAGCCGAGAUCAGUGUGAGCAUCCGGCGCACAUCAUCUCGAGCACGUUCAUGGUGCAUGCGCCGCUCCUCGGAGGGCGGUCGCCUUGCAUGAAUGCAGACAUCUUCGAAAGCUUGUUCCAUGUGGACAUUGUUGUGUUCGGCUUGCUGUCUGCACUGGGUCGUGGGCGUGCUGCCAUCGCCGCACACCUUUUGUGGGUGCCAUCCGUCAUUCUGAGCUACCACACAGUGCCCAACUCGGCAUUUAAUGGAGCUGGUCAUCACUUCACUGGUUUACUGCCAGCAGCGCUUGCAACGUUAGCCAUCUCUUCCUGGCUCAGCCCAUGCGAGCUGCCACUCUUUCCCCGCACACUGCUGCCCUGGCGACAUGCUUUGGCUGUGGCCGCGAGCAUCUGCAUCGUGGCAACUUGCCUUCAGGAUGCGCUGACCUGCGGCGAGUUCGAGUGGCCCCUUUCUUGUCUCAAAGUCGCAGCGAGCUUCUUUAAGACGCUACACCAGCCCAACCAGGAGUAUGUGAUACCCUGUCAUGUUUACGAGCUUGUCUUUGUGCUUGGGAUGGUGAUCCACUUGAAGCACGGCUGGCUAUCUUUGCUUCCCCAACGCCAGGAGCCUUGGUCGCUCCUGCGCUUUGUCUCACGGAUCAGCCCUGGUCUUUGUGCAUCGAAUCUUUUCGUGCUGCAUUUCGCUGGCGCCUUCGUACAUGACGAGCCAGUCGAGCUGUCAGUAUUCGUGUGCUUCGCCUAUCUGAUGGUGACGUUCGUCCUGUCACUUCUGGUGUCGCUCGUGGCACUGUUCCUUGUAGAAGGCCCUUUUGCCUGCAUGCUUAGCGAUGGCCUUCCGCAGGAUAUGUCAGCACUGCCAGCAGCCGCAGCCGCUGCGUAG
Symbiodinium natans is the source of this 2619-nucleotide messenger RNA. NCBI's taxonomy places the organism in Eukaryota, Dinophyceae, Suessiales, Symbiodiniaceae. The record is from the annotation of a GenBank genome assembly.